UGCCCACUCCCAGAGCCAGCCACCCGCCGGACAACAACGCCAGCGCGAUGGGUAAUGAGCAAGCUCCCGAGCAGGGGCUGGACAGGUUCAGCUACGACUAUGAGACCAUCCGCCACGGGGGGCUCAUCUUUGCUGUUGUGGCUUUCGUCGUUGGGCUCCUCAUCAUCCUCAGCCAGCGGUUCCACUGCGGAGGGAAGAAGAGGAGACAAGGCAGUGGAGAGGACCCAUAG
Apus apus (common swift) is the source of this 230-nucleotide messenger RNA. RefSeq names its product FXYD domain containing ion transport regulator 2 (gene FXYD2). The transcript has 5 exons. The record is from RefSeq and is a predicted model, not a curated record. Gene Ontology annotation, molecular function: sodium channel regulator activity. Gene Ontology annotation, cellular component: membrane. Gene Ontology annotation, biological process: monoatomic ion transport; regulation of sodium ion transmembrane transporter activity. Lineage: Eukaryota; Metazoa; Chordata; Aves; Apodiformes; Apodidae. Bases 48 to 230 code for a protein of 60 amino acids.